Molecule: messenger RNA, 1426 nt
Organism: Exophiala xenobiotica
Lineage: Eukaryota; Fungi; Ascomycota; Eurotiomycetes; Chaetothyriales; Herpotrichiellaceae
Exons: 5
Coding region: 165-968 (267 amino acids)
Biological process (GO): endoplasmic reticulum membrane organization
Cellular component (GO): endoplasmic reticulum membrane; plasma membrane
Molecular function (GO): FFAT motif binding
Source: RefSeq, a predicted model, not a curated record
GGAAGUGCGCAGACCGUCAUCGUAACCUGCUACUUCCUGCCUUCCAAAUCGGCGGCUUUGUACUCUUCUGCCAAUCCAAUUCAGCAUCACAAAUUCAUCUCUGCGAAGACGUUACUUCAAUCGACUGCUCCCGCAUCUGCGCGUCGCUGCACAUCCAUCUCAUCAUGUCCGUCGAGCUCCACCCAACCGAAUUGGGCUUCAGACGUCCAUUCACUCGGGAGGUCACGGAAGUCCUGAAGCUCGCGAAUCCAAAUGACGCUCCUGUCGCUUUCAAGGUCAAAACCACCGCACCCAAACAGUACUGCGUGCGACCAAAUUCGGGCAUGAUACCGCCGAAUGGCGAGGUUGAAGUACAGGUCCUCCUACAGGCCAUGAAAGAAGAGCCUCCUCUGGAUGCCAAAUGCCGCGACAAGUUCCUCGUACAAACUGUCCUCACAUCGGCCGAUCAAGACCCGAACGUGACGACACUCUGGCAAACGGUGGAAAAGACCGCCAAAAACACCAUUCAAGAGAAGAAGAUCAGGGUCAACUUCUUGCCUGCAGGGGGUGCCACGCCCAACGGCACAUCAUCACACGAAGAACAGCCACCGGCUUACUCUUCGCCGUCUCCGCAAUUUGAUUCUCCAGCUCCACGCUCCUCGAUCGGUGGGGUGUCAACGGCUGAGAGUGCGAGGACAUCUAUGGCCAAUGCUGCGGACGCGACCGGCCUCACUUCCGCGGCUACUACUAUCGCAAACGCCGUGCCGACGUCCAACCAGGAAUUGCAGGAACAAUUGGCCACUGCAAGGGCUCAAAUUAAGAAACUUUCGGAGCAGGUUCAAGACCCCCAAUUCCGGCAGCGGAAGGUGCAAGAGGCAAGCGAGAAGGUUCAGACCGUUGUUCAGCAGAGCCAUGAGUCCGGGGUGCCUCUACAGAUCGUUGCGGGGCUAUGUCUCCUCAGCUUCCUGAUCGCAUAUCUCUUCUUCUGAGCCCUCCAUUUAGGACAAGAUCGAGACAAAAUUGUCGUUCUACUCGGAGAGUAAGAAGCUACUCCCGUAGUUCUGUUCAGCGCGCCAGAGUUGAAUCGGCGAGGUCUGGAGAGACUGGUGAAGAUGCAUGAACGUCUUCCUGCAUUGUGGAAGUAUGUCACCGGCAAAUUCAAUGUCCCCGCCCAUUGUCUGGCACAGAUCGCAUGGAUUACAUUCCAGAGCCCGACAUCGUUAACGACGACUGGCGCUGGUGGGCACGUUGGAUCAUGGGUGUUGUGUCUAUUAUUGAGUUUUCCGCCUGACUUUCUAUGUAAGCGUAGAUCAAAACAAGACCUAUUUCGAGUUCCAGACUGAAACGAAGAGGGUUUAACGCAGACACAUUCGAAGAACCGUCGCAUCCCUCGUUUCUCCGCGCUGUUGCAAUUUGGUAGACUUUGCUCCCUGGUGGCUCUGGACGU